Messenger RNA from Letharia columbiana, 3366 nucleotides. RefSeq lists its product as uncharacterized. Gene Ontology annotation, biological process: nitric oxide biosynthetic process. The record is from RefSeq and is a predicted model, not a curated record. Gene Ontology annotation, molecular function: nitric-oxide synthase activity; FMN binding. The transcript has 3 exons. Lineage: Eukaryota; Fungi; Ascomycota; Lecanoromycetes; Lecanorales; Parmeliaceae. Bases 1 to 3366 code for a protein of 1121 amino acids.
AUGUCUCCACCGCAGUAUCCUUCGUGCCCGGUGCUGAACCCUGAACUUCAGCGGAUCCGUAACAAGCACACAAUACUGGCAUCGACAGGCUGCACAAGGGAUUUUUGCCAAUCAGGUCGAAUGACCCACACAGAUGAGCCAAGAGUGGGCGAAAACCGUUCGCUUCAGGUAGUCGAGCAAGAAGCAGUAGAUUUCCUACGAGUCCUCCGUGGGGAAGGUUUCUAUGACAGCGAAGACGCAUUCCAGAGUCGCUGGGACCAGGUGCAGGGAGAGAUCAAAGCUGGUUCAGUCAAAGGUGUCGUACAAGAAGAUCAUUCGUGCGCCAACCUUGGUGGAACUUGGACACAGACGCACCAAGAGCUCGAAUUUGGUAUUCGUCGAGCUUGGAGAAAUGCAAGGAAGUGCAUCAUGCGAUCCCAUUGCGAGGAGCUUAAGCUUUGCGACCUGCGAAGGGUCACCUCGAGUGCAGAAAUGGUUACCGAGUUGGUCAAAGGAGUUUCCGAUGCCUUCAAUGGAGGCAAUGUCCAGCCCACAGUGUUCGUAUUUCCACCACGCAACGUCAACGCUAGAGGACCAAUGAUCUGGAACCAUCAAGUCCUCCAAUUCGCUGGAUACGACCCCAAGGACGGUACAGUCUUGGGGGACCCAGCGAGUGUUGAAAUAACAAAUGCAAUGAUCGAUCUCGGGUGGCAGCCUCCUGAGCCACGGGGCCGGUGGGAUCUUUUACCGCUUGUUGCAAUGGCAGAGGGCGACAGUCCAGCCAUGAUCGAGCUUCCUACAUAUCUUCGAAAAUUGGUCAGUAUUCGACAUCCUAAGUACACUACCGAGUUUGAAAGGCUGGACCUGAAAUGGGUUGCUUUUCCAGCACUAACGAGACUGGGUUUUGAUAUUGGCGGAGUUCAGUACACUGCAGCACCUUUCAUUGGCUGGUUCAUGGAUGCCGAAAUAGGGGUUCGUGACUUGGCCGAUUCGUUCCGUUACAAUGUCCUCCCGGAUAUCAUCGAUGCCCUUGGGCUUACUCGCGAUAAGCUGCAUGGCGAUUUCGAGGUCUUCGAGGACCUUCCAGAGUAUGAAAAGCUUUCAAUGCUGUCACGAGCCCAAGCGGAGUUGAACUACGCAGUUCAUUGGUCUUUCGUUCAAGCAAAAGUCAACAUCACUGAUACUCUCACUGCCUCAAUGAAGUGGUGUCGAUACGAUGAUGACUUCAGAGAGAGAAAUGGGUACAGACUACCGGCGGAUCCUUACUGGCUGGCCCCACCACAAGGUUCCAUCAUUCCUCUUUGGCAUCGGGGCGGCGCUCCCAAUUACCAGCCGAAGCCUAUGAUUUGCAAACACGGGCAAGACCCGAUCAAGGUCUGGAGAAGGGAGAAGCAGAAAGGUCCUGCUGGCGCCCAGAUAUUGAAACCCAUGGCCGUCGUUAAAGAACCGACGGCAAUUGCGGCAGAAAAGAGGACAGACACAGGGACCAUGAAUCAGCAAACCGAGAGUUUUCUUAGACAGAAUAGGCUGCAACUGUGCCAUCGUACCCAGAAGGAAGUAAACGAGUCUAAGAACGAGAUAGAAACAGGGCCCACGACUGAGCAUAGCGAGAGUCUUCUUCUCCGAAAUAACCUGCAGCUGUUACGACGGACCCAUGAAGUACAGUCACCGACAAAUAGCAAUCGGUUUAUUUCAGUUUUCUUCUGCAGUGCUGGAAUAAUCGCAGAAAGGCUUGCCAACAAGCUUCACCAAUGGUUGAACAUUCUCAUCAAAGAUUCCUCCGGUCUACAUUUAUGCUCUCGUUCCGAGCCCUUGAAUAGCUUGCAGGCCUCUGAUCUCACCGCGGGAAACAUCCUCUUGUUAGUCGUCAGUAGCUCUGGCCAAGGCGAGAUUCCGUCGAAUGGACUUAGUCUUUCCAAACUCUGCGAAAAUAUGUUAUCGUGGCGACUCAUGGAUCGCGUUCAGGGUUUCAAAUUCGCUGUUUUUGGUAAUGGUGACAGUCGUUACUCUACUACCUACAACGGGGCGGCAAUAAAGGUCAACGACCAUUUGAUGCAAGUUGGAGGUUAUCCAUUGGCUGCUGGUGUGUUCCAGGCGGAUAUGGCCGUGGACCCGCUCCCAUUUUCCGCUUUGAAAUUCUGGUUGAACAAGCUACAGCCCAGCAUUGUUGAUCAAAGCAUCGAAAGCCUUUCAACAGCCGUAAUAAGAUCGCCAACCGAUUACAAGCAAGCCGCCGUAUUCGUGAGGGUGACCCCAAUGGUAGAGCUCGGUCGAAAGUACGAGGAUUACCAGGACCGACUGCUUUCGACACUUGGCUCGCUUUCGCUCGUUGGCGCAAGACCAGGGACGCACGAAGGAUCGAUGCUUGUGACAUUUAACUUCGACAACCACCAUUUUGAAGAGAUGAGCUGUAUACAGAUCCUUCCAUCAAAUACACCAUCAAAGGUCAACCAAGCGCUUCGGUCGCUGUGCGUCAAAAGUUCUGACCAUGUGGAUUUGGGCUUGGAUUGGAAAAACCCGACCUAUCUAUCGUUUCUGACGGAGUACGUCGACCUUGAACUCCCAUUCUCGGAUGUCGAAUGUCUUGAGGGAGUAGAAUUAGCAUCUCAGAGAGGCCUGCCCAGAGCACUCUUGAGCAGACUAUCGGUCCACCAGGUCCUGGAGCGCCUCCAGAGCAGCAUAGUCCACAUGAGUGAUGGUCAGAAAUGCGAAUUGUGUCAAAACAUGCCACUGCUACAUACUAGGACCUACUCUAUCGCUUCGUCUCGACACUACUCUUCGAGCUACAAUCGAGUGAGUAUAUCCACUGGACGCGGGGUCGAUAUCAUGGUCAAAGUCCUUUCUGGGGGGCGUUUCAGUGACACCUUCAUGAAAGACUCCGCUAUACCAGCGUCGCUCAGGUACCGCAUUGUCGACUCUCCAUCGGGCAGCAUACUACGCAAGAAUCAUCUGAGACCCUUCAUCGUCGUCGCAACUGGUGCUGGCUUUGGCCCUGUACGCUGUCUCCUACAAUGGCGCAUGGGCAUAAUCCGCAACGCUCUCGCGACGGGGCGCCCUCUCCCAAGCCAAGGAUCAGGGAUUUCCUUGUUCCUUGGUUUCAAGCAGUCAGACCUGAAGUUAAUGGUCGAUGUUUUGAACGAAGCUAUGUCGCUCAACCUCAUCGACAUGCUGGACAUUGUACUUAGCAACCCGAUGAAACUUCGUGUAUAUGAUGUUCUCCGACGCUCUCCGCAGUACUUGAGGAAUAAGUUGCUCAAGCAAGAGGGCAUGGCCUUUGUUUGCACGAAUAAGAUUGCCGCCGAGGAGGUUAAAAGCACGUUUGAGAAAAUUCUCGGCGGGCGUGUGGGGGAGAUGCUGGGGGAGCGGUAUGUAGAGGAGGCGUUUUAG